GUUGUGCAGCACAACCCAAGAACAUGGCUUCAAAGUUUUUAUGCUUCACCCUCCUCUUCAUCAACAUCUGCACAGCAGAUGGAUAUGAACUUUACUCUUCAACUCGCUGCCUGUUUAACUCCACUGAGCUGAAGGACAUCGAGUUUAUCAGAUCUUACUAUUACAACAGAAUGGAGUUAAUCAGGUUUGACAGUGAUGUGGGAAAGUAUGUUGGAUACACUGAGUUUGGUGUGAAGAAUGCAGAGAUGUGGAACAAUGAUCCUGGACAGCUCGCUGCAAUGAGAGCUCAGAAGGAGACGUACUGCCAAUACAACAUUGGGAUCUGGUACGCAAAUGUUCUUUCUAAGUCAGUGAAACCAUCAGUCAGACUUCACUCCACGAUGGCUCCUGGUUGUCACCAUCCUGCCAUGUUGGUUUGCAGCGUUUAUGACUUCUACCCCAAAUGGAUCAAAGUGAGCUGGGUGAGAAAUGGACAGGAAAUAACCUCUGACAUCACUUCCACUGAAGAGUUUGCAAAUGGUGAUUGGCUCUACCAGGUCCACUCCCACUUGGAGUACAUGCCCAGGUCUGGAGAGAAGAUCUCCUGUGUGGUGGAGCACGCCAGCCUGGAGAAACCACUGAUUAUUAACUGGGUCCCUCCCAUGCCUGAAACAGAGAGACUGAUCAUCGUUGGAGCCGUAGGACUGAUCCUGGGUCUGAUCUUGUUUCUGGCUGGAGUCAUCUACAGGAGGAAGAGUGGAGAUACAUCUUUGGCUUGCAGGUUCAGUGAGAAACAGGCAGAGGACUGGAGCAAAGAUGCUGCAGCUCUGAGCUUGUGGAGACCUCAGAAGGAGAUGUUCUUCAAACCCGGCUCUGAGCUCUGCUUCACAAAUGUUCUGCCUAAGUCAGUGAUGCCAUUGGUCAGGCUUCACUCGAUGCCACCCUCUGGUGGUCGUCAUCCUGCCUUGGCGCUCUGCAGAGUCUACGACUUCUUCCCCAAGCAGGCCAAAACCAGGACUGAUGCUGGUUCCCAGUAGUUGAUCCUGAUUGUGGACCUGGAGCUGGAUCUGCUUCUGUCUGAUAGCUGGGAGCAAAAGCAGCAGCAGCUGGCAGCUCUGUGUUUGAUCCAGGCUGUUAGAGUCAGGCUGAAUGUGGACCAAGAUGUGUCUGCUGGAGCCUCAGUGGUGGAGUCAUCAUAUGUGUGUGCAGAGUGUUCUCAGAGUCUUUACAGCUGUCUGACAGCAGGAACUGCUCAGGCCCAACCAGGUGAGCUGCUUCCAGGAUGGACCAGAGCUGGAGGACAGCGAGGUUGGAGGAGGCGGAGCUCUGUGGGUGUUUAUCUUUGUGUGUGACUUUCCAGCGUUAUCAAACACACACACACACACACACACACACACACACACACACACACACACACACACACACACACACAGGUUUAAAGAUGAAACCACACUCUGAUGAAACCACACUCUGAUGAAACCACACUCUGAGAAUCACACUGUCAGCUAUUUGUUGUAUUUUCACUUCCUGAUUCUUUUCUCAAUAAAGCAGUUUCCACAGUCA
Oreochromis aureus is the source of this 1542-nucleotide messenger RNA. RefSeq names its product H-2 class II histocompatibility antigen, E-S beta chain-like. Gene Ontology annotation, molecular function: MHC class II protein complex binding. Gene Ontology annotation, cellular component: MHC class II protein complex; membrane. The coding region runs from base 24 to 1016 and encodes 330 amino acids. The record is from RefSeq and is a predicted model, not a curated record. The transcript has 8 exons. NCBI's taxonomy places the organism in Eukaryota, Metazoa, Chordata, Actinopteri, Cichliformes, Cichlidae. Gene Ontology annotation, biological process: immune response; immunoglobulin production involved in immunoglobulin-mediated immune response; antigen processing and presentation of exogenous peptide antigen via MHC class II.